Messenger RNA from Anneissia japonica, 6680 nucleotides. RefSeq names its product protein boule-like. The coding region runs from base 194 to 1348 and encodes 384 amino acids. NCBI's taxonomy places the organism in Eukaryota, Metazoa, Echinodermata, Crinoidea, Comatulida, Comatulidae. The transcript is spliced from 11 exons. Gene Ontology annotation, molecular function: RNA binding. The record is from RefSeq and is a predicted model, not a curated record.
ACUCCUCCUGUCUGUCAUGAAGAUAUUUGAUACCGCACCGCAUCACUGUUGGUGGAUUUGAUUGCUUUGAACCGUGUAAUUUCCUCUGGAAUUUCUCUUUUAUUUUCGUUGUUCGUUUGUAUGUUGUGGGUAUCUGGAUAUAUUUUCUGAUUGAUUACGAAUAACUUGUGAUUUUUGGCUUAGUUUUUAGAAGAUGGCAGAUCAAAAUUCUUCGGUGACUGAUACCUGCAGUAACUCUUCAUCUCCUGUACCUCUGGCACCAAAUGCCCCAAAAUAUGGCACAGUUAUUCCAAAUAGGAUAUUUGUUGGUGGCAUUUCAUUCCAGACUAACGAUGUAGAAUUGGAAAACUUCUUCUCAUCGUAUGGCCAAGUCAAAGAGGCAAAAAUUAUAACAGACAGAGCUGGCAUCAGUAAGGGGUAUGGGUUUAUAACUUUUGAAAACGCUGAUGAAGCUGUUAGAAUAAUCAAGGAACAGGGUAACAAUUUGAUAUUUAAGGACAAGAAAUUAAAUAUUGGGCCAGCAAUUCGUAAACAGCCUGUUCACUAUCCGAAGAAUGUUGACACAGCUUUCUUACCGAAUGGUGUCGUAAACGUGGUGCAAGCCCCAGCUGGUUUUACCUACACAUACCUAAAUGGAGUGGCCUAUUUCAAUCCCAAUGAAGUUGGACAAACACCUUUAGCGCACCCAUCGGCAAUACCACAGCACACUCACUCACAGCAGGCACCUGCUUAUGCACCAUACAGUGUCCCAGUUGUCAUGUCUCAUGCACCUCCUCAGUACAUGGCUUCCCAACCACAAAGCUAUGCAUUCCAUCAGGCCUCGCCAGCUACAAAUCAGCAAUGGACCUCAGCUCACAACCAGUGGAGGUGGAUUCCUCAGUCAACAGGUGGCACAAAUCCAGCCCAUCAUGGGGUUCCUCUUACGCCUGUCUACUCACCAGCAACUCCUGGAUCGGAAGUGAUUUAUUCUGCUGCUCCACACUACCAUCAACCUGCAGAAGUCCCCCCAGAAAUGUCUGUCAUGGACUCCUCCCAGUCAGAGGGUGCCUUAAUGGCAGUGGAUCCUCAUCAGUCCUCGUACCGUCACUACUCAAGCCAGCAGCAGCAACAGCAGCAGCAUUCGAAUGUCUAUAAUCGACCUUACAUGCCAGAGAUAGUGUACACCGGUGACCCUAAUAUGGCGGUUAUACCGGGUUAUGCGCCAACCCAUUUGAAGUAUGCUCCAAAGAGAGCUAUCAAGGCUUCCAGACAAGAGCGUACUGCCAAGACACUUCGUACUACCUUGCAAAGUUUGCCAAUGAACAUGGCUCCCAGAGCCAUAGGCUGUAAUGAAGAAGAGGCUCAGUAAGAAUAGUCAGUAGGGUGUUAUGUACCUAAUAAUCUCUAUUUACUUUGGGCUGUAUUAUUUGCUAUUACUUUUUAAUUUUAUUUGUUUAGUGCAUUGAAGAUUGAAAUGUGAAGAUUGGAAUGCUAUGUUCUGGCGAUGCAUGGGUUUUCGCUGGAAUUUUACUCAGGUCUAUAUAAAAAGUAUUAAAGAAAUAAGAACUGGAUCAUGAACUAAGUUGAUGAAUGGGUUAGCCAACAUCUAUGAGUUUAGUGUUAUGCCAAGAAUUGGUAUAAAGUACAUACUCAGUUUACAUCACAUGAUGGUCGAUUAGUCAUAGGUCAUUAGCCAGUAGUGAGCCAUUAGUGGGGGGUCUUAUGUUCGUAUUCAGUCAUUGUUAAUACAUACUGUACAUGGUAGUCAUAGGUCCAUAGGUAAGAGAUAGAAGUCAUUAGUUGAUGGUCACAGUCCUUGAUCAUUGUUACUAAUCUCUGUCCAUCUUUUGUAUGUGACAUAUACCUGUGAUUUUGCCAUAUAUGGCUAUGAUAUGGCAUCAUCAUGCUCAUAUAUGGACACUCAUAAUUCUCAUAGACAUACUAUUAGCUAAUAUAAAUUGGACCAGUCAUAAUAUAAUGUUAAUGAUUGGUAAUGAUAAAGUGCCUUAAUAUCAAAUAAGACCAAAGGAUAUCUUUGUGUCAGUAAUAUUGUUUACAGCAUUAGUUAUUGUAUUGUUCAUGGCUGACUAUUCAUUGCAUAAAUUUGAGAGUACAAUAAUAAUUAAGGUUUUUCCAUCUAUCAAAAUCUAAACACAAUUUUGUGUUCACUUCCCAAGAUAGUGAAACGUUGGCACAUCUUAAAAAUUGUUUUCACGUGUCUGCAUUCCAGUACAUGUCUACAAUUUUUUUGCACAUGCAUUAUCUAAACCUUUCCGCAAAGCGCCGCCCCUUGGAUAAUUGUUGCUCUGAUCUCACUAAACAACAGCGCAAGUGUACAUACGCACCUGAGUUUGUGGGGCAACACGUGUGCUGGUGGGACAAGCAUGUACUGUUAAAAUUGGUCAGUUGUUGAUAGACACUCCUGAAAGAUGAAAUUAAGUUGAUAUGUAAUAUCAUGUCAAAGUUCACCCAUUAAAAUCAUUUAAAUAAUGAUAAUUCAAUUCCUACUGUUAUUGUUAUGAAUACUUUAAAUUUAAUAUACUUUUAUAUUUUCCAUAUUUUUAGUUAUAUCCUUCCAUCUUGUGUCUGUUUACCUAUACUUUGUUGGAAUUUUGAAACAUUUGGUUGACCAGCAAGUAAAAUAAAAAAAUUAUGAAAAUUUUCAUCAGAGUAAAUGACAACGAUGGAACGAGACAAUUUUAGGGAUUUUUGCUAUAAAAUAACAUUUUUGCAUCUUCAGAUUUAUAGAAAAUUUUAAAUAAUGAUAAUACAUUUUGUAUAUUUGUCUGAAACAUGCUAGUGUCAUUAUUUCCUGUCCAUAGAUAUAAUUGUUUUCUUAUUGUUAAGUUCUUUAAUUAGUUUGUUUAUAGAAACUAAGAACUAUCUAGAUUGUGUAUUACAUUGGGUCUGUCAUAAGCUGAUGUAAUAAUAAUGGUUGGGAUACUGUACAUGGUUAUUACAUUCAUUUAACUAAUGUCUGUUGUGCCAUACCUCCAUGGUUGUGCAAACUUUUAUUGGUUAGUGAGGACUGGAAGUGACUACUAAACAACUAAUCAAUGAUGACAGCUAAGGAUCAUGUUUACACUUAAUCCACACAGCUAAGAUGUUUUCACUUGACAAUGUGGGCUCAACUAUAAGCAUGUGUCAGCUUGUGGGAGAUCCACUAAAGCCUUGUUAUUGCAUAGAGUGGUUAAUGUUUAAUAAGUCAGAAACCAAAGAUUAGUAUAUAACAAGAAUAUAUUAUGCCAUUUAUCAGAGAAAAAUGAAAGUUAUGUAAAUUAAAUAUUGCUGUCUUUAAUAAUAAUAACUAAGAAUGUGUUGAAUAGUACUAGAAUAGGUAAUUGUUGAGGGAGAUUUAUAUCACAAGUUCAUCAAAAUUGUGGAAGAGGAGAAGGAUACAGAUUAUUAUCUAGAUACAUGAUUGAUGAUCGUUUCUUUAACAUGUACAUUAAUGCUUAUCUCAGUAGAAAAGAUAAUGCUAUACAGUAAAUAGGUGUCAAGGUUUUAGUCUGUAUAGUGACUUGGUCAUUAUUAGGAAGAGAUAACAGGCAUACCAACAUACAUCUCUGAACUCCAUCAAGAUGUUGGUACUGUGGUACAAUGUACUUGUUACUUCAGCCUUGUUAAAAAUAGUUCAGUUUGUACUUGAUACUCUACUGUACUUGAAGUGUAUAAUGCAAGUGUAGUAUUGUUAUGUACAGAUGAUUUAGUACAUAGUUUCUUGGAUACUAUUGCACAAUAUUGCUUUAUUAAUGUCUUUUUCUACUGCUUACUAUGUACCAGGGCCACCAAGAAGGGAAACUGUAACAGGGUCAAGGUUUGGUGUGGGCUCCCAGUUACAAGGGAGAGAAAGAUUGCGCCAAUACACAAACAUUUUUUCGGGUGGGGCAACUUGUCAAUUUGGAGUACAAAAUAUUUGGGAAAAAAUGCUACCUUCAAUUUCUAUGGGCCCCUGGUAAGCUUGGGCCCUGGGAUCUUGCUACCACCACCCCCCCCCCCCCCAAUCAGGUGGCAUGGCUAUGUACUAUUUUCAUAGUUAUGAUAAAGCUUCAAUUAAUUUUAUGUAGUACUACAUAUUAUUGCUAUAUGUUUGGACUGAUUUCAAUAAUAGCCAAUAAUUACAUUUUUUAAUGACAUAAGUUUGUUUAUAGUUAAAGUCAGGGUCUGGAGGGGAAAAUUUGUUAUGUUGUAUAACUGAUGUUUCUAAGACACAAAAAGCAUAUUGGGCGAAAAAAUUGGAAACAGUUUAACUGAUAAAGAUUUUUGAAUAUUUAAAAACUGGGUUGGGGGAAGGGGCAUAACCACCCUUUUUCUCACCUACUAAGCCCCUCGCAAGCAAAGUCUGGAAACUAACCGAUCUCCUGUAUAUAUUUAUGAUAGAGUAUUUGCAUGUAUUUACUAUUGUAUUAUGAGAAAAUAACUUUUCAGUUUUUUUUUUGUUUUUUUUUACGAUUUUCUACUAGUGUAAACCCAUUAGUUUGUUCAGUAAAUGGAUCUAGGCCUUCAAAAAGAUGAAACAUACUUCUUUUUGUCAAUCCAUAAUUUCUAUGGAUCCUGCAGGGUGUUUUUUUGUUUGUUUUUGUUUUUGUUUUUUUCGUGUUUAUUUUGUUUGUAAUUAAGUUGAUGAUGUAAUAAAGAGAAAUGAAAAUGAAAAAAUUAUCAAUUGAAGUCAGCUGCAAUGGGUAUAUCACCACACUGCGAAAAUAGAUGUGUGAAAAAAAAGAUCAUUUAACUAGUCUCAGGUAUGUGGCAGUAGAAUGUAGUAAGCAGUAGAUUAGAUAUGAGUAGGAAAGCAUGUGCAAAAGAAAUUUUCCGCCUCUGCAUGUACCUGUUAACCUGUACAUAAGCGAACCAUCUUGUAUAAAAAUACAAGUUAUUUAAAGCUGUAAAAUCAGAUGCAAUUUAGCAAAUUCGGACAAUUGUUUUUAUGGUUAAAAUUCAUUUUUAUGGCUGACAAUGCAAUUCAUUUAUUUCUUAGUAUAUACUGACAUCUUCAUGUACAAUUUAAAAACUUGGUGCUGCUUUUACAACUCAAACGUCCAUGUAUAAAAGAAUAGUAUUUUGGUACAGUAGGUGUUUUUAAAAAUUUUGUUCAUAUACAGUGUAUGCCGUCCAAAGUAUUAUAUUUCUUUUAUGUUUUUAAGCAGUACGUGAUGCCUUUUAUUUAUGUCUAUGUAGAUAGAGUAGGUGGUUAUAUUGUCUAAAAAGAUACCUUUUGUUUGCUGCAAAGUUUGUACUGAUUUUGUAUGUUACAUGUGCAUUUUAAUGUACAUAUUAUGUCAAAUAUGUCAAUUUGUUUUAUAUUUUAAUGUUAUAUAAGGUACAAAACAUGGUAAACAUUGUUAGAUGUUGUGAUAUUAGUUCUUUCAAAAUUAAACUACAGUAAUACACGAUUUACACAAAUUAAAUGUUAUACAGGAAGUCUGUAUAUCUCAUUCGUGGAUAUUUAGAGCCUAUUCUCACCAAACACAGUGAGACUGAGGGAAAGUAGACCCCUGUCAGGGAACCUGCGCUUAUGAUGUCAGCAGAUUUAAAUUCACCUCAGAACAUUUCUGGACCCAUCCCUGCCAAAUUGACUCUCAUUAAACAAGAGGAUAGUCCCCUCUAUUAAAAUAAAUCGUAAUAUUUCCCUCGCCCACUACUGGAUCUUGGUAAGAAUAUCUAGCAGAGGCGGAUUUAGGGCAUCCGAGCCAGCCUUGGUCUCCUUUUUUGGAAGUGAAAAAAAUGAAGAGAACGAAAAAAGGGCAUCUAGAAAAUGAAAAUUCCUGGACCCACCCAUCUUGGAGAGUAUACAAAACAUUACAAAGUAUCCUGUGUAACAUGUUCUCCUUGUGUAAAUCUUGUGUAAGCUUUAAACAAAAUGGAGUGUGAUAUAAAAGUAAGAGUCAAGUUUAAGCUUCAGAAUUUAUAAAAAUUAUAUUUAUUUUAUGUUUUAUAUGUUUGCUCAUAGACAGAUCUAUACCAAAGGCCACAUAUUUUAAAGGCAUGAUUUUCUCAAUCUGACAUACUAUGGUGGUAAUCUUAGUACCUUCACUAGUCCAGUUUCUCUUCUGGGCAUGGCAGAAUGCUAGCUAAGUAAUGAUACUUAGCAUCACAUAACACCAUAGCUGUGCAAAUGUCUUUUUCUUUUUACAGAAAAAGUUUUAUAUUAAAUAUAUUUUAUUUUAUGUCUUCCUUAUUUUUCUUUGAUGUAUACUAGUAAGAGAUGAUGACUCCUGAGCCGGAGAAACUUAUUUUUAAGACGGUUGCAGGUGAAAUGAAUAGUUAAGUGUCAAAUAGAGAUCAUUGUAAUUAGUUGAUUGUGAGUCUAGUAAUGGGUUGGAUUCAGUGUAUGGUGAUCUUGAUGUUUCAUUAAUGUAGGUAAAGAUGAUUUGAUGUGAUUUAAUAGAUUUGUGUGUGAUUCUGUAACAUACAGUGCAAUGAGUAAGCAAUCAACCUAAAAAUCAACCAAAUCCAGCAAUUUAGUUGGUAGAUCAAGUAGAUACCGCAAGAAUAAAGAAUGACUUUGUUGUUCUGUGCAUUGUCUCCUCUUUGCUGUUUUCUAAAAAAAAAACCUCCUUCGUUGUUGGUAUACUUGUAGAGUAAGUGUAAAGAUUGAAGAUUCUAUUGUAGAAGUACAACUUGAACUCUUGUAGACUUUGUAAACUUACAAACAGUGAUUAUAUUUCAGGUGGAGAUGAAUAAAAGACUUGUUUGGAAAA